Molecule: messenger RNA, 2204 nt
Organism: Haliotis rufescens (red abalone)
Lineage: Eukaryota; Metazoa; Mollusca; Gastropoda; Lepetellida; Haliotidae
Product: D-aspartate oxidase-like
Molecular function (GO): FAD binding; D-amino-acid oxidase activity
Source: RefSeq, a predicted model, not a curated record
AACAAUAGUUAUAUGAAAGAAUCGGGUGUUCGUUAACUUCUUUUGAAUAGUAUGUAAUGUAAAUCUUGAAAUUAACGUCAGAGUUAAUUAUGAAUGCAAAAAAUGAGAGUGGACUUAAUUAAUUAAAUGUUAGUGUAGUGUUACCAUUGUUUCCAUUUUGAUGACAUCUACUCCGCAAACAGAAUAAAAAUUGAUAUUAUAUAUGACCUAAGUGUUGUUUUUAGGAAAACACUAUUGUUUUUUAGGAAGUACACUACUCAGCGCUAAUAAGCGGUGUUAUUUGCUGUUUGUUUUGAUAACAAGGCCUGGGGGCGGGGGAUCCAAUAAAACUCCAAAUUAGGGCCAUAAAUCAAUCAAAUACUUUUUUUACGCAGAAAUCCGUGGAUUGUUAUAAAACCACCUACGUCUGUACAGUUAGAUUAUGUAAAAGUAGCUAGUGAGAAAAUGUCAUAAUUCCCUCUAAAUGUAUAACCCCUCACGAUUUUGUGCCACGAGGUCAGCGGAGCUAACGUCCCUCAGUCCUCAUUUUACGCCAGCAUCACCCACCGUAUCUUGAUUCAGUCCCAAUCCCAUGAUGGGGAAGAGGGUGUGCGUAGUGGGCGCGGGCGUCAGCGGGUUGUCGUCUGCCGUGUGUGUCCAACGUCAAUGUCCUGAAGUGCACGUCACUCUCGUGGCAGACAAAUUCUCCCCCGACACAACAUCGGACGUCGCCGGUGGGAUUUGGGAGCCAUAUUGUCUGGGGGAUACCCCCGAAGACCUUAUCAAAGCAUGGAGUACUGUCACGUGGGAUUAUCUCCUCGGCAUAUACAACUCCCCGGUCGCCGGGAGAGUGGGGUGUCAGCUGAUGUCUGGGGUACCAUUGUCUGACGGAGACUCGCCCGACCCGAAUUACAAAGACCAAGUAUUUGGCUACCGACAGCUCACCGCUAAUGAGUUGGAGCAGUUUCCCCUCGCAAGAAGUGGCAGCUUCCAUACGGCCCUGCAGAUAGAUGUGGAGCUGUACCUGGCCUGGCUGCUGGCGAGGUUCAAGAGUCAAGGUGGCAGAGUUCAGCAGAGAAAGGUCCACUCGUUGGAGGAGAUGGCGGGUCAGUAUGACGUGGUGGUCAACUGCACUGGACUGGGCUCCUAUACUCUCGUGCAAGACACGGCUCUCAAGCCUGUCCGAGGACAAGUGCUGCGGAUGCACGCUCCGUGGGUGAAGCACUUCUACCUCUUCCUAUCCUCCAAGGCACUUCCAACGUACAUAUUUCCUGGCUCUCGCAGCCUUGUGGUAGGCGGGGUCGCACAAGAGGGGAACUGGAAUACAGGCGUAGAUGAGGCAGACCAUCGGGGCAUACUCCAGAGGGCGCUGUCAUUGCUGCCCAGUCUCAAGGGAGUGAAGAUAGAGUCUGACAAGGUAGGUCUGAGGCCCUCACGGACACAAGUGAGACUGGAGACACAACCUCUGAAGAUGAAGUCGGGGAUAACACUACCAGUUGUACACAACUACGGCCACGGUGGCGCUGGGAUCACACUACACUGGGGUUGUGCCCAACACACUGCUCGACUAGUCAAGGAAGCUCUGACCACAAGCAAACUAUAAACAUAUUCCAAUUCACAGGAUCAGAUUUCAAUAAUGAAUUAUUUUUUUUAUUUUACUGUUGAAUACCCAUCUCAAUAGAAAUUGGUGUCUUGAAAGAGGGUUUUGAUAGUACAAUAAAUAAUUCAUAAUUAAAAAAUUGGAUUCUUGUGUUCAUCUGGAAUGUGCUUUAAGUCACUUACUAGUAAGCCAUAGAUGUUGAGAAUGUACUCGGUCUCGGACAUCAUGGAUACAUAUCAGGAAGUUACUCUGUAACCCAUAGAAACACUAUGUAUUUCUACACACAUGGGUACGAGUUAAAACAAUAUUACAGGGCAGUAGUUCAGUCACAGUUCUACAAUCACGACUAGUCAUCAAUCAGUUCAUGAUUUCAUUGUCAAAAGCAAAAGAUUUGAGUAGCUUAGUUUUAUGCAUGUAGUAAUGGAAAACUGCAUGAUCUUAUUUCACAGCCACCACUUGCUUUAAUGUAUUGGCUUCAUGUAUUUCAUUUGUGUAUUUAGUAUGUUUAUGUGUAGCACUAUCUUAUAUACAACCAGCUAUUGUUAAGUUGUUACCUGGGGAGGUAUUUACAUAAGCAAGUUUGGCUUGUUUACCGAUCCAGAUUUCUUUUGAAAUAAAAAUAUGU